UUCCCGCUACCAGUUCUCCAGAACCUGUCGGAACUGGCUGAAUACCAUCUCUGCUGGGAAGUCUCCCAAUAAUAAGGUUACAAAACCUUAUUAAUACUAUAAAACUGAAUAGAUUAAAACAGCCCAGUCCUGAUCCCAGCUGCAGCGUCAAAUGUGCAAUUGGCCAAUCUCACCCCAGUGUUGAGGGAAUAAACUUCCUCAUUGACUUUUUGUCAGCAGGGAAAGACAGAGGCAGACUCCUCUGCUUUGAAUAUGGCUGUUUUCAGCUGGCUGUUCAUUCUUUCCUUCCUAUUCAUCUGGUUUUGGAAAAAUAAACCUCCCAAAGGUUUUCCCCCUGGGCCGUGGAGGCUGCCCCUGCUUUGGAAUCUGCUUCAGAUCAAUAAAAGGAACCCUCUGAACUUCCUUGAUGAGUGUGCAGAAAAAUAUGGACCCGUCUACUCUCUUUAUUUGGGAACCACACCCGUAGUCUUAAUUCACGGAUUUCCUCUAGUGAAAGAAGUCCUCGUGAUAAAAGGCACAAAAUUUGCUGGGAAACCAGACUAUUACAUUGUUGAUACAAUCACUAAGAAGAAAGGCAUAAUCUCACAGUCUUAUGGUGAAGUGUUGAAGGAGCAAAAGAGGUUUUCACUGAGGCUGUUCAGAAACUUUGGCGUGGGGAAAAAUCUGAUGGAGGAAAGGAUCCUGGAGGAAGCAUCGUAUUUGACUCAGGCUUUUACGGAGAACAUGAGCACAACUUUGGAGCCUCACGAGCUCCUUGAAAGUGCGGUCACCAACAUACUUUCCACCAUAAUAUUUGGGAAACGUUUUGAAUAUGACAGCAACUUCCUGAAAUGCCUGCUGGACCUGACCCAUCAAAACUUCAGACUGCUGGCAGGACCCUGGGCUCUGCUUUCCAAUGCUGUGCCCUUAGUGAGAAAUCUUCCCCUGCCCCAUCAGAAAAUAUUAACAAAUGCCCAUAAAAUGUUUGCUUUGUUUGAAAAAGAAAUGGAGGAGCACAAGGCAACUUUGACUCUUGGAGAACCCCGGGAUUUCAUUGACGCAUAUUUGGAAGAAAUCCAGAAGAAGCCAGAGAGGAAAGGUUCAAGUUUUGAAGAAGAGCAACUAGAAGUCUUAUUGUUUGACCUAAUCAAUGCUGGAACAGAGACAACCUCAGUAACACUGCAGUGGGCAUUCCUCUAUUUGGUGGCCUUUCCAGAGAUCCAAGAGAAAUGCUGGAAGGAAAUAGACAAAAUCCUGGGAAACAAGGCGAGACUGAAACAGGAGGAUCGUAUAAGGUUGCCCUACACAAAUGCCGUCAUUCAUGAAAUCCAACGCAUAUCAAAUAUAGCUCCACUUGGACUACCUCAUAAAACUAUUAAUGAUGUGCACCUUCUUGGAUACAAAAUUCCCAAGGACACUAUGGUUUUGGUCAAUAUCCAAUCUGCCCAUCGUGAUGAAUCCCAGUGGAAGUUUCCCAAUGAGUUCAACCCCUCCAACUUCCUGAAUGAAGAGGGAGAGUUUGUGAAGCCAGAAGCCUUUUUGGCAUUUUCAGCAGGACCGAGAUUCUGCUUAGGAGAAAUCCUGGCACGGAUGGAGCUCUUCCUCCUUUUCACCAGCAUUGUCAGGAACUUCCAGCUAUCCUGGCCAGAUAAAUCCCAAGCACCAGAUUUGACACCACACUUUGGGGUUACGCAAUCCCCAUCCCGCUUUAAGGUGUUGUUGAAAUGUCGCCAGCCAAGUGGGUAGAUUGAAGUGAUGAUCUGCAAGAUAACCCAUUCAAGACAACCUCUCCAACAGCUGGAGGCCUUCUCUGCUUCAAAUUCACCACAAGAUCACUUUUUGAAAUGCAUGAAUAAAGGGCUAUCUUAUGCCACAUUUUCCAAUG
Messenger RNA from Thamnophis elegans (Western terrestrial garter snake), 1864 nucleotides. Its product is annotated as cytochrome P450 2J5-like. Gene Ontology annotation, molecular function: oxidoreductase activity, acting on paired donors, with incorporation or reduction of molecular oxygen, reduced flavin or flavoprotein as one donor, and incorporation of one atom of oxygen; iron ion binding; heme binding. NCBI's taxonomy places the organism in Eukaryota, Metazoa, Chordata, Lepidosauria, Squamata, Natricidae. Gene Ontology annotation, cellular component: intracellular membrane-bounded organelle; cytoplasm. The coding region runs from base 253 to 1725 and encodes 490 amino acids. Gene Ontology annotation, biological process: xenobiotic metabolic process. The transcript is spliced from 9 exons. The record is from RefSeq and is a predicted model, not a curated record.